AUGCAUCUUCAUGAACAGAAUCAGUCUUCUAUCACAUGGUUUCUUCUCUUGGGAUUCUCACAGUUUCACGAGCUUCAGCUUUUAUUCUUCAUUGUUUUCCUUGUUUAUUACCUGGUAGCAGUUGGAGUAAAUGUUCUCAUCAUUGCUGCAGUAGCUACAGACCACCAUUUACAUAACCCCAUGUAUUUCUUUCUGAUGACUUUGGCCAUACAGGAUGUGGGACAAGUUACAGUCAUUGUCCCCAAAUCCAUGGCCAAUUUAAUCCUGGAUACUAGACAGAUUUCAUAUUCUGGAUGUGUUUCUCAAGUGCUUUUCUCCCUCUUCUUUUUAGCAUCUGAUUUCUUUCUUCUCACAGUUAUGGCUUAUGACCGGUAUGUUGCCAUUUGCAUUCCAUUACAAUAUGAGAUGUUGGUGAACAAGAAAGCCUGUCUUCAGAUGAUUGCUAUUGUCUGGAUAAUCAGCAUUCUUUAUGGAGUCUUACACACUGGUGGUACCUUUGCAGUCCCCUUUUGCUCCAAAGUUGUCAAUCAAUUUUUCUGUGAAAUCCCACAGUUAAUGAAACUCACCUGCUCCAACUUCCACCUAAUGGAAUUUAGAUUUAUUUUGUUUAUAGGAUGUUUUAUUUUCAUCAUUGUGACUUAUGUGUGCAUCUUUACAGCAGUGCUAAAAAUUCCCUCCUUGCAGGGAAGGCAGAAAGCUUUUUCUACUUGCAUUCCCCACCUCAUUGUGGUUUCCAUAUUUGUGUUUACAACAUGUUCUGUUUAUAUCAAGCCCUCCUCUAAUUCUCCACCAUCUCUUGAUUUGGUAAUGACUAUAUCAUAUUCCAUGAUUCCCCCUUUAAUGAACCCCGUAUUCUACAGCUUGAGAAACAAUGAAAUAAAAAGAGCUCUAGCUAAAGUUCUAUGUUUUACAUAA
Messenger RNA from Pogona vitticeps (central bearded dragon), 915 nucleotides. The record is from RefSeq and is a predicted model, not a curated record. Lineage: Eukaryota; Metazoa; Chordata; Lepidosauria; Squamata; Agamidae.